Acaulospora colombiana is the source of this 422-nucleotide messenger RNA. The record is from the annotation of a GenBank genome assembly. Lineage: Eukaryota; Fungi; Glomeromycota; Glomeromycetes; Diversisporales; Acaulosporaceae.
CUACCCUUUUAAUAGUAAACGCCAAACAUGAUAAAGGAGGAAUUGAGUUCAAGGCAUGCGAGGGCUUUCCUAAAGACUCAUUCCCAGUCUUACUUAAUGUAACGGUGGCACCUGAUCCUAUCAAACCUGGAAAAGAUUUGACGUUCAGUAUUUCCGGAUCAGUGAAGGAUUUCGAUAUCCCAAUUGGAACCUAUCUUCAUAUUUUAUUUAUUCCAUCUUCUGGAUACUUUGAGUCUUUAGAUGUGGAUAUUUGUUCUGAUACUCAAUGUCCAAUUAAAGCUGGAACAGUAUAUUCAACAACUCAGACCGUAACUGUGCCCAAAAAUCUUCCGCCUAAUUAUUCGAUUAUGGUAUAUGAAAUGGUAUUCGCACCAGAUGCUACUAUACCAUACACUUGUGCAAUUGCUACUAUUGGUUCUUAA